ACGACUUUAUAUCAGGCCUGCUAUUUUUCCUUUGGUCACACACAUGCCCUCGCCAUGAAGGGCUUCACAGCUACCCUCCUUGUCUGCAUGUUGCUUGGGGGCCCUGGAGGAGCCUGGCCCACACACCUGGCCUGCAGGAGCGGGGGCUUGGAGGUGUUCUACCAGAGUUGUGAUCCCUUGCAAGACUUCGGCUUAUCCAUUGACGAGUGUUCCAGAGAACUAAAGCCGAAUCUCAGCAUUCGAUUUGGACUCAUUCUGAGAGAAGACAUCCGACAGCUGUAUCUGGACGUGACUCUCGUCUCCAAAGGGGUGUCUGUUCUGAACUUCUCCUACCCCAUCUGCGAGGAGGACCUCCCCAAGUUCUCCUUCUGUGGAAGAAGGAAAGGAGAACAGAUUUACUUUGCUGGUCCUGUCAAUAACCUUGGAUUUGAUAUUCUCCAGGGUGAAUAUGAGAUUUUGCUAGAACUGUACAAUGAAAACCAUUCCACCGUGGCCUGCGCCAAUGCUACCGUCCUCUGUUCCUGACUGUGGCCGGCAGCAAAAACACAGCAGGUUCAGUCUCCUUGGCACUCCAGCUUCCCCAGACUGAGCCUGCCAUGGAAGAAGAACCAAGGGACAACGGAGAAAGGCUCUAUAAAGAAAUCCUCCAAAGAGUGCAGCUGCUAACCUCAGCCCCAGGCUCAGCCAUCUGAACUUCCAGACUUCCCAGACGCAAUGAAGCCCUAAGUCAUCUGUUUCCCAGGAGCCUCUAGGCAGCCACCAAGAAGUCUCCAGGGUCAUCCUUCCCCUCUAAUUAGUCAGCGGCACAAGACUUGUCUGCGUUUCAACUCCUCAGGUGCACCUGCUCACGGUGACAGGGAAUAAA
This is a messenger RNA of Lepus europaeus (European hare), 865 nucleotides long. It is a transcript of the gene LY86, whose product is annotated as lymphocyte antigen 86. The transcript has 5 exons. Gene Ontology annotation, biological process: innate immune response; positive regulation of lipopolysaccharide-mediated signaling pathway. Bases 55 to 525 code for a protein of 156 amino acids. The record is from RefSeq and is a predicted model, not a curated record. NCBI's taxonomy places the organism in Eukaryota, Metazoa, Chordata, Mammalia, Lagomorpha, Leporidae.